Molecule: messenger RNA, 3534 nt
Organism: Wyeomyia smithii (pitcher-plant mosquito)
Lineage: Eukaryota; Metazoa; Arthropoda; Insecta; Diptera; Culicidae
Gene: Ir21a
Product: ionotropic receptor 21a
Exons: 4
Coding region: 288-3071 (927 amino acids)
Cellular component (GO): membrane
Molecular function (GO): ligand-gated monoatomic ion channel activity
Source: RefSeq, a predicted model, not a curated record
CAACAAUUUCCAAAAAAACCUACUUAAACACAUUUUUAUCCUGACCAGAAUGCAUUCGAAGGAUACCUUAAAUCGAUUAUUUUCAAAAUAACUUACCGUGCCCGUAGAAUGCUUCAUAUCUGGAGGCGCGGCAGGUUCAAAGGUGACAGAUUUUCUAUGAAUUUCUGAUUACGUUGGGGCACAAAUAUAGGACAUGCCAUUGCUGCCGAUGGACUAUAAAAGGGAUGCGCGGGAUUCGAUAGAAACUUUUCGUUCGAGAGUGUGAACCAGUGCGGGAGCGAAAAAGCAUGCGGACCACGCUGCUGGUUAGUGUCUUGUUGUUUGUGUGGCUGGAACUUCUGCUAGCUUGGCAGGAAAAUGCUGCCGGUGUUGAUAGGAUUCAUGAAGCCUUAGUAGCUUAUAAAAGACCUUCGGUGGAGCAGUACAGACACAAAUAUUUUGAACUUUCUAGUGAACAAUAUAUUUUCGGUGGAUUCGAAACGGAAAAUGAAACUCGGUACGAGAGAAAUAAACGCUUCAGUGAUCCGACCUUUCGAGGAAAUCCUAAAACUCGGGAGCAGGUUUGGGCUAAGAAUUUUGCCCAUGUUACCGUCAGUGAUAUCCAAGCGAAAUCUUUGGUGAAACUUCUGAUUCGGGUAGUGACCAAGUACCUGUCAGCUUGCAUUCCGAUAAUUCUUUUUGAUGGAUUCGUGGAAAAAACGGAAAGCUACAUCAUGGAAUCGCUGUUCAGUGAUUUUCCUUUGACCUAUACCUGUGGUAAAAUAGGACCGAAUUACACCUUGGAGAAUCCGCAAAUGCUGCAGGCGUCAACAUCGAAAUGCCGUAGAUAUAUUCUUUUUCUAUCGGAUGCCAUGAUGACUAGGCAAGUGAUUGGACCUCAGCUAACAAACUACGUUAUUGUGAUUCCCCGCUCCAGCCAGUGGAAGUUGCAGGAUUUUCUUUCUUCGAAACAAUCGCGGGAUAUACUAAAUCUGUUGGUUAUUGGGGAAUCUUACUCUACCUUUAAGAGCACCAACCAGGAGUCUCCUUAUGUGCUAUACACGCACGAGCUUUAUAUUGACGGGUUGGGUUCGAAUCGACCUACAGUGCUAACAACCUGGAUGAAUGGGAAAUUUUCCCGACCAAAUGUGGAACUGUUUCCGAAAAAGAUUCGGAAAGGAUUUUCCGGCCAUCGUUUCACGGUUUCUGCCGCCCAUCAGCCUCCAUUCGUGUUCAAAAUUUUGUCAACCGAUGGCGUUGGUAAUAUCGCCAUUCGUUGGGAAGGUUUGGAGAUGCGUGUGCUGCGCACUUUGGGAAAUUAUCUGAAUUUUACCUACGACGUUAAGGAACCAUCAAAACUCAGCCUCGGAUCGGGGGAUGCAGUAACGGACGAAAUUACACGUCGUCAGGCAGAUAUCGGGGCUGCUGGUACGUAUGUAACAAGUGAGCGAAACUUCGAAACCGAGAUGAGUGUAUCACAUUCAAUGGAUUGUUCUGCCUUCGUAACACUAAUGUCUUCGUCUCUGCCAAGAUAUCGUGCCAUUCUGGGACCGUUUCAGUGGCCAGUAUGGUUGGCGCUGACGCUUAUCUAUUUGCUAGCUAUUUUUCCGCUGGCCUUUUCCGAUAAAUUAAGUCUCAGACAUCUGAUAGGUAAUUGGAGUGAAAUCGAAAACAUGUUUUGGUACGUCUUUGGCACCUUCACUAACAGUUUGUCCUUCACGGGUGAGAAUUCUUGGAGUAAUACCAAAAAGACGUCAACCAGGUUACUGAUUGGUGCAUACUGGGUAUUCACGAUCAUCAUAACUUCCUGCUACACGGGAUCGAUCAUUGCUUUCGUUACGAUGCCGAUACAACCGGAUACGGUCGAUAGCGUCAGUCAGCUACGGGCUGGAUUUUAUCGUAUUGGCACGCUGGAUCGGGGCGGUUGGGAACGUUGGUUUCUCAACUCCAGCGAUAAGACAACGGAAAAAUUGCUGAGAAAGUUGGAGUUCGUGUCCAGUUUAAAAGAAGGGAUCCGCAAUGUGACGGAUGCGUUUUUUAUAUCCUAUGCGUUUAUUGGCUCGAAGGCGGAGCUCGAAUAUCUCGUACAGUCUAACUUCUCUGAUGAAUCCGUCAGUAGACGCUACACGUUACACGUCAGCAAGGAAUGCUUCUCCCUGUUUGGGGUGUCGUUCGUGUUUCCGCCGAACUCGGUCUACAGGGACAAGUUCAACAAUGCGAUCCUGUACAUGCAGGAAGCGGGAAUACUGGCCAAACUGCGUAAGGACAUUUCCUGGGACAUGCAAAAGACCAAGGACGGUCGGUUUCGGCAGGCAUCUGUAGGGCAGAUUCUACGCGUUUCCACGGCUGGCGAAAAAGGACUGACCUUGGCCGAUACGGAAGGUAUGUUUCUGUUGAUGGGUGUUGGUUAUUUGAUCGGAGUUGGGGUGUUGAUCUCCGAGUGGGUCGGAGGAUGCACCAAUAAGUGUCGGGAGAUAAUCCAAGCGCGAAUGGAUCGUCGUGGAAGCUUGGGCAGCUCGAUACCGGAUUCCAACUUAUCGUCAGCCAAUCCAAAUUCAACGCGGCGUCGGCUGAGACCUCCUGGUAAAGAGUACAAUUUGGUGGAAAACAUUGAUAGUGUUUCUACCAAUCCGGCUGUCACUCCACAGGUGGCCGAAGACAGUGGAAGUGUAAACUCGCUUAACAGCCAGCCAUCGCAUCACAAACGGACCUUAUCGGGAAGCGUACAUGACUUCAGCAGGGGUACAUUGCAGGAGCUGUACGAUGGACCAGAUCGGAGACAUUCGACCAUAGUUUACAUGGACGGAAAGAUGAUGACCGACGAGGAAGCACGUCGUUACGCGGCUGGCAGUAAGAAGCACCUCAAACCGCACUCUAGCCUGAGCUCGGUAGUGGAGCAUGAAGUAACCAGGUUGUUUAAGUACUUGGACGACCUUAACUCUACGCACGAUUCUGGCGAGCACUUGGAGAAACAUUCGAAACGUCAGUCGGUUGAAGUUGUUGCCGAGGUUAAUCAGCAAGCGGAGGAGGAGAGCGAAGAUACGAAGGCAGUGGUCGGAGAUGAACAGUUUGGCGAUACAGUUUUCUAUUAAGGUAUUACGAAUGGACCAAUUUCAACUAUUUUCAAAGUGCAUCUAUUUUUUGUCGUAUUUUCACUGAUAAUAUCGCAUGUAUCUGUCACAAAUAACGUCUUUCGAGACAAGCCUAUCUUUCUAAUUUAAAGAAAUCAUUCGUGUCACAUUUAAAAAACAAAACGGUUUUUCUAUUAUAGUAUUUGUGUCGCGAUUUGUAAUUGUAUUGUAGGAUUGUUUCUUCAAUGAAUCUAAAAAAUAAUGAUUAAUAUUCUUAGACAGUUCGAAAAUUUAUGUUUUCUUGAUCAUAACGGUGAUUACUAAGAUAAUCUUUUCAUGAGAUAUUGAACUAAUCUCGCAUAUGAAAAAAAUGGUACAUUUUCAGACUAGUCCAUUGGUGAUGAUUCAAGAGAAGAAAAAAAAAAACAAUCUCAUUAGUUUUUAUUAAAAAUUGUCAUGUUUAUUCAAUCACUUCCGAUACACU